AUGGACAUGUUUUAUGGAGUUGAAUGGGCCGAUUGGGGAUACCAGAUCUUGUUGAUCUUUUGCACCCAGUUCAUGGGGUUUGGGUUUGCAGGUAUCAUGAGGAAAUUUGCUGUUUAUCCCACUCGUGCCCUCUGGCCAAGUAUUUUGCCAACGCUUGCGUUGAACAAGGCUUUGUUGCAAACGUCUUUCUUAUACUUCUGGCUACCAAACUAUCUCUUCGAAGCAUUAUCGUACUUCAACUGGAUGACUUGGAAAUCUCCCAACAACGCAACCUUGGCGGUCGUUACAGGCUCUAUUGGGGGUUUGGCUCUCAACCCACUCACCACUUUUGAUUGGAAUAUUAUCGAUUUUAAUGGCGCUUUAACAAUUCCUUUCUUUUCUCAAGUGAACCAGUAUACGGGUUCGAUUCUUGCUUUCUUUUGCAUUUUGGGGCUCUGGUACUCCAAUUACAAAUGGACGGGAUAUUUGCCAAUCAACUCAAAUUCCUUAUUUACCAAUACGGGAGAGGUCUACUCGGUGAGUAGUAUUCUCAACAGUGACAACUUGAUCGAUCAGGCCAAAUAUGAAAGCUACAGUCCUCCAUUUUACACUGCCGCAAACAUGGUCGUAUACGGUGCAUUCUUUGCCAUUUAUCCGUUCACGAUUCUUUAUAUGGGAUUGACGCAUUGGACACACAACAAGUUUGCCAUUGGCGGCCUUUAUAGUGCGAUCAGAAACUUUAAAAGGUCUACGUAUGAAGGAUAUCACGAUGCCUACUCGAAGUCUAUGCGCAAAUACAAAGAGGUUCCAGAGUGGUGUUUUUUCAUUGUUUUGGUGAUUUCCAUUGUGUUCGCAAUCUUGCCUUGGGAUACAAUAUCGAUGGGCAAGCUCAGAAUUACAUCUCAGAUCAGAAAAUGGCUCACUACUUGUUUCAUCAGCUUGGCUGUUAUCAACUUCAAUAUCACCAAUAUCAAGGACUACUGUGAUCCUAAUCAGUCCCAGAGAUUUACGUGCCCUAGUGCUCGAACAUUCUAUUCGGCCUCGGUCAUCUGGGGUGUUAUUGGCCCAGAAAGAGUAUUCUCGCAUCUCUACCCUAUUUUGAAGUGGUGUUUCUUGAUUGGCUUCUUGCUUGCUCCCUUGAUGUUCUUGAUCAAGAAGUAUUUCAGUAAGUACCAAGCAGUCAGGUAUUUCGAGCCCGUGUUGGUCAUCGGUGGAUUUUUGAUCUACGCACCCUACAACUUGUCUUACUUUACACCUGGAGUCAUUGCUUCCUUCUUCUUUAUGCACGUUAUAAGAAACAGGUACAUCAAUUGGUUCAAGAAAUAUGUCUUCUUGUUAUCGGGAUCCUUGAAUGCUGGUCUUGCCUUCAGCAGCAUCAUCAUUUUCUUUGCGGUGCAAUAUAACGAGAAGUAUAUUGAUUGGUGGGGAAAUAACGUUCCAUAUGCCGGUCUCGAUGCAAGCAGUUUUUCUAAUUUGGACGCUAGCACUGCUCCAGACGGCUAUUUUGAUCCCAGAAAGGGCAACUACCCAUGA
Molecule: messenger RNA, 1512 nt
Organism: Metschnikowia bicuspidata var. bicuspidata NRRL YB-4993
Lineage: Eukaryota; Fungi; Ascomycota; Pichiomycetes; Serinales; Metschnikowiaceae
Product: OPT superfamily oligopeptide transporter
Exons: 4
Coding region: 1-1512 (503 amino acids)
Biological process (GO): transmembrane transport
Molecular function (GO): oligopeptide transmembrane transporter activity
Source: RefSeq, a predicted model, not a curated record